This is a messenger RNA of Aphanomyces invadans, 1038 nucleotides long. RefSeq lists its product as hypothetical. Lineage: Eukaryota; Oomycota; Saprolegniomycetes; Saprolegniales; Verrucalvaceae. Gene Ontology annotation, biological process: proteolysis. The transcript has a single exon. Gene Ontology annotation, molecular function: serine-type endopeptidase activity. Bases 91 to 975 code for a protein of 294 amino acids. The record is from RefSeq and is a predicted model, not a curated record.
GCCGAUAUCCACGAUGGAUGACGCGCCGGGAAUUCAUCUCGAGCAAUCACAAAGCUCUUGCCCCUUUCAUCUCAUUUUCCAAUUGCCACCAUGAAGUUCGCACUUGUCCUCGCCACUGUCGCCGCCGCUGUCUUUGCCCAAGACGAAGUUGCCUCCAAGAAGUACCCCAUCGAAAUCAUCGGUGGCCAUGAAGCCCAGGUCGGCCAGCACCGCUACCUCGCCGGCCUCAAGCGCUCGGUCAUGUCCACGUCCAGUUGCGGAGGGAGUUUGAUUGCCUCCAACAUCAUCUUGACCGCGGCGCACUGCACCGGCAAAGGCUUGCAUUUCGCCGUCGUCGGGACGCACUACUUGUCGGGAUCGUCCGACGGCGAGCUGGCCGCGAUCAUCAAGGAGAUCCCGCACCCCAAAUACUCGGAUUCGACCGAAGGCUACGACGUGGCCAUCCUCAUCUUGGAUCACGACAUCCCCGGUAUCGCGCCCAUCCCAGUGUCGUUUGAGACCGUGCCCGCCAACGUCAAGACGUGGGUCCGUGGCUGGGGCACCACGUCGUACGGCGGCACCCAGUCCAAGGUGCUCAAGGAAGUGAGCGUUCUGACGUGGGGCAACGCGCGGGCCACGGCUGCAUUGGCGCCCCGCAGCGUCGACAACUCGAUGUUGGCUGCGGGCGGCAAGCAGGGCGAAGACUCGUGCCACGGCGACUCGGGCGGCCCGCUGACGAUCGAGGACAACGGAGCGGCGCGCUUGGUGGGCGUGGUGAGCUGGGGUCUCAGCUGCGGCGACCUGACCAAGCCUGGCGUGUAUGGCCGUCUGAGUGCCAUGCGCGACUUCCUCGAGCCGUUCUUGGCAAAGAGAAACUUGCGCGUGCCGUACGUCGUUGGCAACGAAACUGAAAUGGCCGAGGUCGGAGAUAACGUAGUCAUGGACACGGAACAUUUGUUGGCGGGCUCUAAAGUGGAGUCGGAAGGCAGCAACUAGAUAACCUGUAUUUUGUUUUCUAGUCUUAACUAGUCAAUUGUGUCGGAGUUGUAUUCUUGCGAA